CGUUUAGUUCCAAAAGGUUGCAUCCUAUGAGCUGAGAAGUUCUGUCUGAUAAGUAUUUAAAUUAGUGUACAAAAUGGGAGCAUUGCGGGCGGUCGCUUUCUGCGUGCUAGUUAGCGUGGUAUUUGGGGAACUUCGUAAAUUCCCUCCCGGCUUCAAAUGGGGCGCCGCGACUUCUUCCUAUCAAAUAGAGGGUGCUUGGAAUGUCAGCGAUAAAGGUGAAAACAUCUGGGAUAGAUUUGUGCACAAUAAUCCUGCCGGAAUUACUGACGGCAGCAAUGGCGACGUCGCCUGCGACUCCUACCACAAUUGGCACGAAGAUGUCAAAAUCGCUUCGGAACUAGGUUUGGAUUUCUACAGAUUCUCAAUAUCAUGGCCAAGACUCCUGCCAACGGGUACAAGUGAAAGAAUAAGUGAAGACGGCAAAGCUUAUUAUAACAAACUAAUCAAUGGUCUGCUAGAGAAAGGCAUACAGCCUGUAGUCACGCUCUACCAUUGGGACUUGCCACAAAGAUUACAAGACUUAGGUGGCUGGGCAAACCCUUACAUAGCAGAUUGGUUUGCUGACUACGCAAGAAUAGCGUACAAAUUAUUCGGUGAUCGAGUAAAAACUUGGGUGACAAUAAACGAGCCAAUUGUCGUUUGCGAUGUGUCAUAUAAUACUGGAUUAUUCGCUCCCGGUGUCAAAGAUCCGGAGUUCGGGAAUUAUAUAUGCAAUAAGAAUAUUUUAUUAGCGCAUGCUAAAGCUUGGAGGAUAUAUGAUGAGGAAUUCAAGCCUAAAUAUCAUGGUAAAGCCGGGAUCACAAACCAGUUGUUCUGGUCAGAGGGCGCCUCAAGCGAAUACGAAGAUUUGGCGGAACUAGUUAGACAAUAUAUGACUGGAAUGUACUCUCACGCUAUCUAUUCAAAAGAGGGUGGAUGGCCGCCACAGAUAGAAAAACUAAUCGCGGAAAAGAGCAAGCAAGAAGGUCAUCCGCGGUCAAGAUUACCUCCUUUUACUGAGGAAGAAAUUAAACUUAUUAAAGAAUGUAUUAUCUUCUUACAGAUUAACGCGCCCGGUUUCAGGAAUAUGAUGAAAUGGCUUAAACAUAAUUACGGCGAUAUUGAAAUUCUUGUCACGGAAAAUGGACUUUCCAUCGCAAGCGACGGUCUCAAUGACGUCGACAGAGUCAAAUAUUACAGAGAUCAUUUGGAACAGAUGUGGCUGGCGAUCAACGAGGACGGUAUAAACGUGACCGGGUACACCGCGUGGUCCUUAAUGGACAAUUUCGAAUGGACAGAUGGAUAUGUUACAAACUUCGGCCUGUAUGAAGUGGACUUUACUGAUCCGAAGCGGCCGCGGACCGCGCGCGCCUCCGCUAAAUAUUACAGAGAUGUGAUACGCAGCCAUUCUUAUCAAGUGUCUGAUAAAUAUAUUAAAGACGAACUGUAA
Papilio polytes (common Mormon) is the source of this 1429-nucleotide messenger RNA. RefSeq names its product myrosinase 1-like. NCBI's taxonomy places the organism in Eukaryota, Metazoa, Arthropoda, Insecta, Lepidoptera, Papilionidae. The record is from RefSeq and is a predicted model, not a curated record. Bases 74 to 1429 code for a protein of 451 amino acids. Gene Ontology annotation, molecular function: beta-glucosidase activity. Gene Ontology annotation, biological process: carbohydrate metabolic process. The transcript is spliced from 10 exons.